Messenger RNA from Necator americanus (New World hookworm), 234 nucleotides. RefSeq lists its product as uncharacterized. The transcript has a single exon. The record is from RefSeq and is a predicted model, not a curated record. Lineage: Eukaryota; Metazoa; Nematoda; Chromadorea; Rhabditida; Ancylostomatidae. The coding region runs from base 1 to 234 and encodes 77 amino acids.
AUGGAAGAAUUACUGCCGCUCGCUCGACCAGUUCGAAGAUCAGCGGGAGUCAAGGUUAUCAAGGUGAAGAAAGUAUUCGUUGUGGAUCCUAUAAACUGCCGAAGAAAUCCACUGUUGAAUGUUAUGUGCAAAGAUUUGGAGCUGAUUAUUUUGCAUCGGCUGUUCUUGCUCAAUUUCCCCACCGAUGACACCAUGCGAAGAGCAGCUGAUCAGUGUCCUGCCGACAUCGUCUAA